GUAGAUUCAGACAACAGUGUAAAUAUAUCGACUGGACCAAACAUUGCAACUGUGGUUGCCAUAGUGAUGGCAGCAAUCAUCGUUGUGGUUAUCGUGGUCGGGUCUGUCUUGAUUGUCCGCAGAAAUCACACAGACGUGUUAUGGGUCGUUUCAUGACCUUGCCACGGACCUGAAGACUAACGACACGAACAUGUCCAUCAAUUCCCGGCUGGGUGUUGGUGACUCUUCCGAGAUUCCACUGGCCACGCGAAGAAUCUGGAUCAACAACGAGCACUACGUCUCCUACACAGAAGUCUCGAUGAGUGUGGUUCCAUUUUCUGCGCACUCCAAGGGCCAACACAAAAGCCACGACGCAGCUCUCGAAACCGAAAAAGCAACAGCCCGGAUACUGCCUAAACGUCCUGACCAGGGCGUUCCCACAUCUUCCUGUGAAGACCAGUAUGCAAAAAUACAGGAUUGCCGGUCAUCCGUCAACCCAGCUUCGGGUCGUUUAGAUGAUAAACGUGUGCCUCCAGAGUAUGAAUCGGUUACACCAACGUUUCAAAGAAAACAGACCACAUGGACGGGAACUAUUAACAAUGAACCAGAAUAUUCUCAAGUGAUUCCUAAGUCUCAAAGAAAUCAUAACGCUGAAGGUGAUACAAGAAACACUUCGCCGGAAUAUUCUCAUGUGAUUCCUAAGUCUCAAAGACGAUUGGACAUGGGAAAAGAAACAAAAGCGGCGGAAUAUUCUCAAGUGAUACCCAAAUCACAAAGACAUAACACAAUUGGCGAUGAAGCAAGGUCUAAAACGUUUUCAGUGACAUUCCCCCCUGACGUUGACGUCAGUAAGCUAGGGACAGAAUUACCGCGCGGGUCAGGCGCCGCCUACGCGAAUUACGGGCCAACGUAUUCAAACAUAACAGGACAGGUUUUGGUCGCUGCCCGCUCAUUCAGGCGUAAGAGUCGUAUAAAGCACCGUGAGCUCCAUUACGCUGCACUGGACUGCACAGACCCGACCGCAGACGCCGGCCAUUAUGACUGCAUAGUGGACAUACAUAGAAAGAGCGGCUGUCAGUAUGCGUCUAUCGACUUUGAGAAGAAAGCGCUUAUCGCCCCUGUGCGACGCGCCCCUUCCUCGUGGUAUCGCCACCAAAAAAGGCGGAAUUCAACUGUGAAUAAAAAUGACUGAUUCUAUAAAUAUCAUAUUUGUAAAAAUAUCACAUUGGAAGUAUUUUAUUAUACAUAUUGUGAAGCAUCUAAAAUAUACCGCAAAGAUCUUAAACGUAGACAAAACGCACACACAUACGUACGGACGCACACACAGAUAUGCACGCACGACAAACACACACGCACACGAGUAUUUGGCCAGGAACAUAUUUAAAUGUUUGAAAUAAACGUCGGCAUAUACAACGAUAGGAUUGUUUGUAUUUAAUAAUUGUUAAUUGUUUGUAUGUCUUUCACAUUAUGCUAGGAUCAAUGUCAUAACCAAACAUGAAAAAGUCCUCAUAAUACGCGUCAUGUGACAUCUUUAAAACCUCCGAACUGACUCCCUUCCAAAAUUUCACCAUCCAGGCGUGCCUCUGAGCCGCGCGCUCGCCACCACUCAACUUCCGGCGCUCCACAGCCUCGUUGACCGCCUUCUGCAGGCGUGCUUCUGUUUCCUCCUCCGUGACGUCAUUGAACUCUCGUUCCGGAAACUCGACGUCAUUGUGUAUGUAACCUUGAAUUUGGAAUGCGUGCCAUAUUCUUCUUGCAAGCUCUUUUUCAGAAACACAUCCUUUCGGUAUUAUUGGCCUAUGGUGGCCUUUUGUGACAUACGUACCUACGAGGGUUUGUAACGAGUGUUCUAUGAGGUUUUGUUCAUUAAUGGCUUUAUUCACUUCAUCCCUUAUAUGUUGUUCAACGUUUGCUUUAUCUAGAAUAUAUUCCACGUCGUCAUUAAAUGUUUCUUGCUUAGCAACCAUGUCUAUUUUAUAGUCACAAGGCAUACAUAUACUGUAUAUGGGAGCCCAGUGUAAAUCCGUUAACUUUCUAUCCAAAAUCUUACUUGAGAUAGACCUAAGAAACUGUCCAAAAGUUACAUUGUUUCCACACUUAUCGCCUUUUAUUCCCAUAGAUCUAGCUAUAUU
This is a messenger RNA of Mya arenaria, 2111 nucleotides long. RefSeq lists its product as uncharacterized. Lineage: Eukaryota; Metazoa; Mollusca; Bivalvia; Myida; Myidae. The transcript is spliced from 4 exons. The record is from RefSeq and is a predicted model, not a curated record. Bases 191 to 1171 code for a protein of 326 amino acids.